UACGGGUGUACCGUAAGUGAUGGCCAUUGUCUGGUCGGGUAUAAAACCCUAUGAUCUUUGUGAACUUGUCAGUCGAUUGUAACAAGUCCAGAAAUAAAGAUUGAUUUAUACAUCACAAAUUUGGCGACGAGUAAGCGCCACGUGUUUAGUGAAAAAGUGUAAAAAGUUGGUGAAAAAAUGCCUAAUGAGCAACAAGAGUCUGGUGAGAGAGUGAGUGUAGGUGCUAUUGGCAGCAUAGAGAAAUUUAUUCCGGAAACUGAUCAAGAUUUUGAGGAUUAUUUGGAGAGAAUGGGACACUUCUUCGAGUUAAACAACAUUACAGAGGAUAAGAGGAAAAAAUCUGCCUUUAUCACUUUGGCAGGGCCAAUAUGCUUGAAGAAACUGAAAGCAGCUAUUCAGCCAGCCUUAAUCUCAUCAAAAACGUACAAAGAAAUCACCGAAGUACUCAAGAACAUGUUUGCACCUAAGCGCAGUGUGAUGGCAGAGAGAUUUAAGUUCUAUGACAGAAGACAGAAGGAGGACGAAAACAUUUCUGAAUUUGUGGCGGAGCUGCAAAUAUUAGCGCAGAAUUGUAAAUUCGAUUCAUUCCUCCAGAGCGCUCUUCGGGAUAAAUUGGUAUGCGGAUUGAGAGACAAGCGUAUCCAAGCAAGACUUCUGGACCACGACAGGGAUUUUGAUGAAAGUCUUAAAUUGGCUUUGAGUAUGGAGUUGGCGCAGAAAAAUGUCGAACUCAUGCAGCCUUCCACUUCGACCAUUGGGAGAGUAGGACAGAGGUCCUAUCGUGAUAACAGAAGAUUCAGAAAUCGUCAGCAGAAUUAUCGACGUGAUGAAAAAAAUUCUUCAGAGAAAGUAAAAAAAUCAACGAGAAAGAGAAGCAAAUCUCCUAUUAAAUGCUUCAAAUGUGGAGAAUGGUCAUAUCAUAUGGCAGCUGAUUGUCCCGCUGGGAAGAAAAGUAAGAGAGAGAGGGAGGUAAAGCUCAUCGAGUCGGAGUACAGCAGCACUGAGUCAGAAGAGGAUCUGGAAAAACAAGUUCACGCAAUGAGAUUGGGAGCGCUAUUGAAAGAGUCAUCUCUAGCUGGACAAAGCGACAAGAGGGGUACCGUACAACAACAUGCCAACAGCAGUAGAUGGGGUUUCGCCGAUGUCCAGACUGCUCAGUUAUACUCCAAGGACCCUCUACCGGAUUAUGAAUCCGAAGAUGAUUGA
This is a messenger RNA of Phlebotomus papatasi, 1206 nucleotides long. RefSeq lists its product as uncharacterized. Bases 178 to 1206 code for a protein of 342 amino acids. The transcript has 2 exons. Lineage: Eukaryota; Metazoa; Arthropoda; Insecta; Diptera; Psychodidae. The record is from RefSeq and is a predicted model, not a curated record.